GCGCAGCAGUUCUAAUGUACCCGCAGCGGUUAGAAUGGAAAAGCUGCAGAAUUUAAGGUGGACUGGAGAGUUCGAUUAAGAAGCUGGCGGACAAGAAGCCAACUUCACCCUCGGCUUUUGUCGCGUGGAUUCAACCUCCUAAAAAACAUUAAUCACCGCGAUAAAAUAAUCAUUUAGCGAUCUUUAUGUCUUCACUGAAAUUAAAGCUCAACCGAAACCGAUUAGGAGUUGAUCUGUACGAAGCUCCGAUGAGGCCGCGGAAGCCGAACUGGUCGACGGAGCAGAAGCUGCUGCUGGUGCAGCUGGUGAAGGCCCGGCGGAUGGACCUGCUGACCGGCCGGCACUCCUGCCGCGAGAUCGCCACCAACCGGCGGUGGGCGUGGGACGAGAUCGCCGAGGAGAUCUCCACCGCCCACCCGGACGUCCCGCGCACCGGGAAAGAGUGCGAGAGGCACUGGUUCGUGGAGCUCGCUAAAGCUAAAGAGGCUAUGCUAACCCAUCCGUCACCCACAGAUCACGUCAGCCCCGUUACCAAGGUCGUGCUGGAUAUUCUCAAAAUACAGAGAAAGGAGGCGGAGCUUAAAGACAGAUUAGAGGAGGAGAGCAGCGUGAUCUUCGAGGAGGAUCAGGUGGAGGUGAAGUACAUCCCCUCUCCGGUUCCUCCAAUCAUGAACAUCGAGCUUCCUGUCAAUCAUAUAAACCACGAUAUCGUCAGACACGAGAUUCCUCCUGUGAGUCCUCCUCGCUCCCCCUCCCCCUCCCCCUCCGCCUCCGCCUCCGGCGAGAAGACGGAUCUGGAGAUGGCGGUUCUGCGGCGUCAGGAACGGGUUCUCCAGCUACAGGAGGAAUAUUACUCCCUCAAAAUCAAACACCUGAAAGCCCGGAUGCUGAUGGAUCUUUGAUGUGAGAGAAGAUCCGCGCGGAAACUGACUCUUAUUGCCUUAAUAAACACUAGAACUCCGGUUUAGAACCUUUAGAACCUUCAGGACUGAAACUGCUGAACCAAAAGACGCCGAGCAGAACCUCCGCUUCCUCCUGAACCUUCAGCCCGAGGACCCGUGGUGAACUCCAGUGUUCAGAGUGUGAUAUGACACCUUUUCACCAGUAGAUGGCAAGGUGGAACUUUAUACUCUCAGUAGUGACUCUGUUUGAAGAUUAGAGGAGAAAUCUGAUCAGAGGUGGUUUCAGGUGAUCAGACCAGAUUUCUCUGAUUAAAUAGAAAUAAAAGUAGCAUUUCUGAAGUUAAAACUAGCUCCAGAUGUAGAUUUAUCUCAUUAAAACGUUCAGAUUCAAAGCUUUAGCUGGGAGGAACGAUACGCUGGUGAGUGAAAACAUCUUAAAUUUAGUGUAAAUAUCAAUAUCAAUUUCUUUUUAUAAUUAUUUAACUUAUUUCUACUAGUUUUAAACGUUUGUAUUCAGUGAAAUUUAUCUUAUUCUGUUUUUUUCAGCAUUUGUAGCAGCAUUGUGUCUUAAACAAGUCAAGAGACUUUUAUAGAAUAGAAUAAGAUAAUUAAUGUAGAUAUGAGUAGAAAUAGGUCAUUUAAUAACUAGAAAUAAGUAAAAGUAUCUUCAUGUUAUUUUAUGAUAUAUAUGUUGAACAUAUUGACUGGAUUUAAUAUGAUUUCUCACCAAAUGAACUCACAGCCCAGUUUUCAGUUCAGCCAAUCAGCCAUAAUAUUAUAACCACCUGCUGAGUGUUGUUUAGGUUGUUUAAGAUCUGUAAGUGAUAUAAAGUCCAAAAGGAUCAAACGCCUCCAUCCGGUCGGUACUGAGCAGUGCAUUCUGGGAAAACUCCACAGGACCUGUCUGAUGUUCUGGAGAUGUUCUGACCUCGUCUGCUUUCCAUUACAUGUUUGUUUCUUGUUAAAUUUACGGACUGUCCACUUCCUGCCUGAUGCUGCAGAUCCAGUAUCAUAUCAGAUCAUCAGGACUUUUAUUAUGACAGUAUUGUUCUGAUUAUAUUUGAUCGACUGUUUAAACAGGUUGUUUCAGCCCUGCUGAUUCUUCAGUGCAUGUUCACAGUGUUUAAAAAUGAAAUGAAAUGAUUUAAAUGAAUGAACAUGACGAAUAAACAACAUUAGCAGUCAGAA
Molecule: messenger RNA, 2090 nt
Organism: Astyanax mexicanus (Mexican tetra)
Lineage: Eukaryota; Metazoa; Chordata; Actinopteri; Characiformes; Acestrorhamphidae
Exons: 4
Coding region: 186-902 (238 amino acids)
Source: RefSeq, a predicted model, not a curated record